AUGAGAAACCACUCUGUGAUUACCGAGUUUGUGCUGUUGGGCAUAUCAGACGACCAAGAGCUUCAGGUUAUAAUUUUUUUCUUUUUGUUCAUUGCUUACAUAUUAAGUGUGUGUGGAAACCUAACCAUCAUCACCCUCACUUUGCUUGACUCUCGCUUAAAGACUCCUAUGUAUUUCUUCCUCCGGAAUUUCUCCUUCUUAGAAAUUAUGUUCACCAGUGUUUCUGUCCCUAGAUUUCUGUGGUCAAUAAUUACGAAAGUUAAGACCAUUUCCUACAACAACUGUUUGGCUCAGUUAUUUUUCUUCAUCUCCAUGGGAGUGUCUGAGUUCUUUCUUCUAACCGCUAUGUCCUAUGAUCGCUAUGUCGCCAUCUGCAAGCCGCUGCAUUACACCGUCAUCAUGAGUCAGAAAGUCUGUGCCCUUCUUGUCCUCACCUCGUGGCUGGCAGGAUUUCUAAUCAUUUUCCCAUUAGUCAUACUUAUCCUCAAGUUAGAUUUCUGUGCCUCAAACAUCAUCGAUCACUUCUCCUGUGACUACUUCCCCAUUUUACAACUCUCCUGCUCAGAUACAAGGCUUUCAGAGGCUCUUGGCCUUUAUGUUGCCUCCUUCACUCUGCUCUUCACACUGGCUCUAGUGAUCUUGUCAUACAUCUGCAUCAUCAGGUCAGUAAAUUCUCAAGCAUUUUCCUUACACAAGUUGGAAGCUUAG
Alexandromys fortis (reed vole) is the source of this 708-nucleotide messenger RNA. RefSeq names its product olfactory receptor 6C3-like. Gene Ontology annotation, cellular component: membrane. Bases 1 to 708 code for a protein of 235 amino acids. Lineage: Eukaryota; Metazoa; Chordata; Mammalia; Rodentia; Cricetidae. Gene Ontology annotation, molecular function: olfactory receptor activity; G protein-coupled receptor activity. The transcript has 2 exons. Gene Ontology annotation, biological process: G protein-coupled receptor signaling pathway. The record is from RefSeq and is a predicted model, not a curated record.